AUGCCGGCUGGAGCGCUCAACCUGACGCUGUACACGACGCAGGCUGUGGUCCUGUUGGAUGCGGAGGGCCACCGCCUGUAUGCGAAGUACUUUGAGCCGCUCGCUGCCAAGGAUGCGCCGGCGCCGCCUACGAUGGCCCCUGGGCUCGCGCCGCUCGUGGCGCGGAACCCGUUUCCGACGCUCAAGCAGCAGCAGAAAUUUGAGCAGAGCAUUUGGGACAAGGCGCGCCGUGCAUCCGGCGAUCUGUUUCAGUAUGAGGGUCAUCUCGUGCUGUUCAAGGCGUCGUAUGACGUGUACCUCUUUGUGAUUGCGCCUGAUCGUGAGAAUGAGCUCAUGAUCCACAGCUUUUUGCAGUCGCUCUAUGACACACUGACGAUUCUGCUGCAGAGUCAAAUGGACAAGCGGACGGUGCUAGAUAAUUUGGAUCUUGUGACGAUUGCGAUCGACGAGAGUGUGGACGAUGGCAUCAUACUCGAGACGGACAGCGCGGCGAUCGCGAAUCGCGUCACGCGCACGCGACCUGACACGAUCGAGGUCCAGCUGAAUGAGCAGACGAUUAUGAAUGCCUACUCGAACUUCCGCGACAAGGUCGUCCAGCGCCUCGGCAGUCUAUAG
Molecule: messenger RNA, 615 nt
Organism: Malassezia restricta
Lineage: Eukaryota; Fungi; Basidiomycota; Malasseziomycetes; Malasseziales; Malasseziaceae
Product: coatomer subunit zeta
Exons: 4
Coding region: 1-615 (204 amino acids)
Biological process (GO): retrograde vesicle-mediated transport, Golgi to endoplasmic reticulum; intracellular protein transport; intra-Golgi vesicle-mediated transport
Cellular component (GO): COPI vesicle coat
Source: RefSeq, a predicted model, not a curated record